This is a messenger RNA of Epinephelus moara (kelp grouper), 582 nucleotides long. RefSeq names its product THAP domain-containing protein 6-like. The transcript has 4 exons. Bases 1 to 582 code for a protein of 193 amino acids. The record is from RefSeq and is a predicted model, not a curated record. Lineage: Eukaryota; Metazoa; Chordata; Actinopteri; Perciformes; Serranidae.
AUGAGGCAGAAGCACCCCAAAGCCAGGAAGCCAGCCAUGAAGGUCUACAGCUGGUCCGUCAGCCACUUUGUUGGCUGCUCCAUCCGCUUUCCAUGGGAAGUAGCUCUCUGGAGGGAAGGGUUUUCUGCUAGCUCGUCUUCCAUGCUCUGCAGUGAGCAUUUCAAGCCGGAGGACUUUGACAGAACAGGUCAGACAGUCAGGAUCAGAGAUGGAGCUGUCCCUUCUGUCUUCAGUUUCCCAGCUCACCUCACCUCCAGAGGGUAUCCUGUUGCUACCAGGACAACUGAGACCUCAAAGAAGGCUCAAGAGACUAUGGCAGUGGACUGUUCCCAGCUUGUCCAAGACACUGAUGAACCCCUGCCUGUACCCAGUGUUGACCACUCCUAUGUCCUGCCUUCAUCAACUGAUGAUCUGAGGGCCAGACUUAGUGAUGUCUUGGCUAGGGUGGAGAGUCUGGAAAGAGAGAAGAGGAAUGCAAAGGAUAGAGAAAGGAGGGCAAAGAACACUGUGUGCAGUCUUCUGGAGGAUCUCAGAGGAAAGAAACUCAUAAAUGAAGAGCUGAAAGACAAGCUAUAUAGCUGA